AGAUAAGUGUUUUCUUCUUGAUAAGCAAUGAACUAAUAGUAACAGUGUAUGCCAUGCAUAGCUAUGGAUGAUGUUUCUGUAUAUUUUUGAAUUCACUCAAAUGCUUCACUCCUGCCUGUAUAUGUAGCAUGCAUUAUUAUUUUGAAGUGUAGAAGUAGAUGCCCUAAUGCUUUUUAGGGUAUGCUUGAAUAAAAUAUGUAAUGUUUGAGGGAUUUCAUCAUUGUGGCAUAGUUUCAUAUGCUUGUCAGGUAGCUACUGCUUGCUCAUUUAGUUUAUGCAAGAGAAUUUGCUUUGUGAUCAUGUUGUGAGUUCAGUGAUGCUACCAAUUACUGACUUUUAAUUCAGUGUUAUUUUUACAUGGUGAGAGAGCUCACUAUUCUAAUGGUGAAGAAAUUACUUUUAUCUAGGACACAGUUCUUGCCAUGUUUUCUGUAGAACAUUCUGCCUGGGCAAGAAAAAAAAGUGCAUGAGAAAUAUAUGCAGUAUUUUUAGAGACUUUAAAUGCAGAGCAGUUUAAUUCUGUUUUUAUGGCUUGUUUCCCUCUGGUUUUUUUUGUUUGUUUGUUUGUUUGUUCUUGUGCUUUGCAUUAGCUAAGCCAUGUGAAAUUUCAAGCUAAAUUUAUUAGUAUAGUGAAAGCUUAAUACUGAUUUCAUGAGUCACUCCUUGCAACAAAGUUCCUUUCCAGUCUUUGGAAAUGUCUCAUAUGCCCUGCUUGUUUAAGUGCUUGUUGGGUUGAAUCCAGGUUCAGUGUGUUUGUGGAGUGUUCUCUAGUCCGAACUUUCUGAUGCAUGUUCUUAGCUAGUGAGUAAACGAUGCAUACUUUUCACUGAUAGUUUCAGAAUCAGUUUUUCCUAGAAAGGAAAUGUGACUGAGUAAAAGUACAAUUUCUUCCAUGUAACUUCUGACUUGUUCUUUUUUGUUUAGCGAAUGUGCAAGUUUCAAAUAUAAACUUGGUUUUACCCAUUCUUUAACAGCUGUAUCCCCAGGGUUGAUUUUUUUCAUACGCUUGUUAACUUUUCCUUUAUUGUCAUAAAGUCACCCUCUACUAAACUGGUAAAACAAACACACAUGUAUAAUAAUUUUUAGGAACCUUGUACACAUGUAUAUUUAGUUUUAAGACAUCUGAUGUUCAUAACUCGGACAUCCUUACUAGUCCAGUGCAGCUGUUAUUCAUAGUGAUUAAUACAGAUAAAAUCAAACAAUUUGCUUUGGCACUCCUGACUUCACUGUAUUGCUAUUAUAAUUGCUCAACUCUAAGACAUCAGUUCUUAUUUUAAAUCAUUUGUAUCUGUAGGACCCACUUUUCCAUGCUGCAGGGGAAUGUGUGUGAUGUUUACCUAGGUAUACUUUCUGUGCCUCUGUCUUGCAAGUUGUUCUGAAGUUGUCAAGUGUAUUGGUCUCUGUAAUAGUGCCUAGUAUAAAUGUGAGACUAAAUGUCCAGUUUGGUAUUUCGGUUUUGCUGGAUGGCAUAUUAUGUGAAAGUAGCAUGGCUUUGAUUUCAUGGAUUGUAGGAGAAGUAAUUGUUUCUCUUUUCAAGGUGACUUUCAUCCCAGGUGUUUUUCUCUCCUUUUUUUGUUGUUGUUGUUGUGAAUAGAACUAAGCUUUCUAAUGGAAAUAUGAAGAUACAGUCUCUGUUCCUGCUUUAGAAAGAACUAGAGUCCAUGACAAACUGAAACCUUGAAGGACCUAUGACAAAAAUAUUCUCUUUGACAUGAAAGUAGUGGGGAUGAAUCCAGUGGAGACUGGAUGGGAGAAGAAAAUUCACAGUGAAUUUUGGAGAGAUGUGUUUGAUUUUAGGCAGUUUGGGGGUAUUUGGGGAAGGCCUUUCAGCCUCCCGCCACUCUUUGCGAAGAGGUCUCUCUGCCUCAAAUAUUUCCCUGAGAGGAGAAAACCGUUUGUCAGUUCUUCUCAAUUACCUUCUUCCCUCUUCAAGAGCUGGAACUCCGGCAACCUCAAGGUGUACAACCCCUGUAACUACCCCUCAAAAUACACCACCCUCCAGUCCUACCUGCAGCCACCCACCAAGCACAAGUGCCCAGCCAAGUCCACUUCAGGGCAAGGAUAUUCCUUCAGUAAUUAUCCAUCCACCUGAGGAGGACUUAGAAGUGCAGGAAAGCCAGGAAGAGAAGACAGAGGAGAAUUUUGGCAAAACACCAGGGCUGUUAGCAUCUCCUCAGUCAGCACCUGGAAAUUUGGACAAUGGGAAGAGUGGAGAUGUUAAAGGUACUGGGACAGGUGGAAGCAGGGAAAACAGCACUGUUGAUUUUAGUAAGGUUGAUAUGAACUUCAUGAGGAAAAUUCCUUCAGGAGCAGAAGCAUCAAAUGUGUUAGUGGGAGAAGUAGAUUUUUUAGAAAGACCAAUUAUUGCUUUUGUGAGGCUCUCUCCUGCUGUGCUUCUCUCAGGCCUCACAGAGGUUCCGGUACCUACACGGUUUUUGUUUUUAUUGCUGGGACCAGCAGGAAAAGCUCCACAGUAUCAUGAAAUUGGAAGAUCAAUAGCAACACUUAUGACAGAUGAUGUUUUCCAUGAUGUUGCCUAUAAAGCUAAAGACAGAAAUGAUUUAUUAUCAGGAAUUGAUGAAUUUUUAGACCAAGUGACAGUACUACCUCCAGGAGAAUGGGAUCCAUCUAUACGAAUUGAACCACCAAAAAGUGUUCCUUCCCAGGAGAAAAGGAAGAUACCUAAGUUUCCAAAUGGAUCUACCCCUACAGGAGAGACUCUCAAAGAAGAAGGUCAUCAUGCUGGACCUGAACUUGAGAGAACUGGAAGGCUUUUUGGUGGUUUGAUACUUGACAUCCAAAGGAAAGCACCUUUUUUCUUGAGUGACUUCAAGGAUGCAUUAAGCCUGCAGUGCCUGGCCUCGAUUCUUUUCCUAUACUGUGCCUGUAUGUCUCCUGUAAUCACUUUUGGAGGGCUCCUGGGAGAAGCUACACAAGGCAGAAUAAGUGCAAUAGAAUCCCUCUUUGGAGCCUCGUUAACUGGGAUUGCCUAUUCUCUCUUUGCUGGGCAACCUCUUACUAUUUUGGGGAGUACCGGACCAGUUCUAGUAUUUGAAAAAAUAUUAUUUAAAUUUUGCAGGGAUUAUGGGCUUUCCUACCUCUCCCUACGAACUAGCAUUGGUCUGUGGACUGCAUUUUUAUGCAUAGUGCUUGUAGCAACAGAUGCCAGCAGCCUUGUCUGUUACAUCACUCGAUUCACUGAGGAAGCUUUUGCAGCACUUAUAUGCAUCAUAUUUAUUUAUGAGGCAUUGGAAAAGCUUUUUCAUUUGGGAGAAGUGUAUGCCUUCAAUAUGCACAAUAAUUUGGAUAGACUGACUUUAUAUUCAUGUGUAUGUUCUGAGCCUCAGAACCCCAGCAAUGAAACCUUGAAGGCUUGGGGGAAGAUGAAUAAAUCUGUGGAAACUAUUGCAUGGAGUAACCUUACAGUAACUGAAUGUAUAGAAUUUCAUGGUGUGUUUCAAGGAUCUGCUUGUGGCCAUCAUGGACCAUAUAUUCCAGAUGUUCUCUUUUGGUCCGUCAUAUUAUUCUUUACAACGUUUUUCCUCUCCUCUUUCCUUAAGCAGUUCAAGACCAAACGCUAUUUCCCAACUAAGGUGCGUUCUACCAUCAGUGACUUUGCAGUAUUUCUGACGAUUGUAAUCAUGGUUUUGAUUGACUAUCUAGUAGGAGUGCCAUCUCCUAAGCUUCACGUUCCAGAGAAAUUUGAACCCACACAUAAGGACCGAGGAUGGUUCAUAGACCCUCUUGGAGGCAAUCCUUGGUGGACGCUCCUGGUAGCUGCUGUUCCUGCUUUACUCUGUACCAUUCUGAUUUUCAUGGAUCAGCAAAUAACAGCUGUUAUUAUAAACAGAAAAGAGCAUAAGCUGAAGAAAGGCUGUGGUUAUCAUCUUGAUCUGUUCAUGGUUGGCAUUAUGUUGGGAGUAUGUUCCAUAAUGGGCUUACCUUGGUUUGUCGCAGCAACUGUCCUGUCUAUAAGUCAUGUUAACAGCCUGAAAGUUGAAUCUGAGUGUUCUGCACCAGGAGAGCAACCAAAGUUUUUGGGAAUCCGGGAGCAGCGAGUGACAGGAUUGAUGAUUUUUGUCCUGAUGGGGCUGUCAGUGUUCAUGACCUCUGUGUUAAAGUUUAUUCCAAUGCCAGUUUUGUAUGGUGUCUUUCUUUACAUGGGAGUGUCUUCAUUAAAAGGCAUUCAGUUUUUUGACCGUAUAAAAUUGUUUGGAAUGCCUGCCAAGCAUCAACCUGACCUGAUAUAUCUGCGUUACGUACCACUCUGGAAGGUCCAUAUCUUUACAGUUAUUCAGCUCACUUGUCUCGUUCUUUUGUGGGUGAUUAAAGCCUCUGCAGCUGCUGUUGUUUUCCCUAUGAUGGUUUUAGCGCUAGUGUUCAUUCGCAAGCUCAUGGAUUUAUGUUUUACCAAAAGAGAGCUUAGCUGGCUUGACGAUCUUAUGCCAGAAAGUAAAAAGAAGAAAGAAGAUGACAAAAAGAAAAAAGAGAAAGCAGAGGCAGAGAGAAUGCUUCAGACAGAGGACAAUGAGAGCGUACACCUUCAGUAUGGAGAAGGAAAUGUUUUGAAUUUUCCUGUAAAAACUCUAAAAUACAGCAUUGAUCCCUCAGUUGUAAACAUAUCAGAUGAAAUGGCCAAAACUGCACAGUGGAAGGCUCUGUCCAUGAGUACUGAGAAUGCCAAAGUAACCAGAGCUAACCUGAGCCCUGAGAAACCAGAAAGUGUGAAAAUAAAUGUGGAAGAUUCACCUGUUGUGAAAUACGUGGAUGCUGAAACAUCUUUAUAGAACUGAACCAGGGGGAAUUGUGUGUAUUUGUGUGUGUGUAUAUAUAUCAUUGUAGGAUAUUAUACCACUGAAGUGUGAUUUCCAAUUUAAGGAGUAACUUGUAUUUAAUUCUGCCAUUGUUUAGGGAACUGUAGAUACGCUGACAUGAAAAGAUUUGCUUACAGAUCAGUUGAGUGGUAAUCACACUUCAGCUAUUUAUUUUAUUGGGAAUUUUAUUUUCAUUUUAAAUAGGAAUAUUGUAAUGAAUGCCUAUUAUUUUCAAUAAUCAAUAUGUGCAUAAAAGUUCAAUCAGCUUUUGCUGAUGAUUACUGGUCCACAUCGCUUAGAAUUUGCCAUUACCUCUGUUUAUAACAUGCGCUACAGAAGUUUGUUUUCCGUGCAGGAAAUUACUGCUUGUUUCUGCAGGGUAUACUUUUUUGGUGAUUUCAUAGAUCAGAUAUUAAUGUCCUGUUAACAUAAAUUACUGUGUUUUGUAUCUCCACUACAUGCUAAUGUGUUUUGGAUUCUGUCACUCAUAUUUUACAGAGGAGUCCUAGAGCCCUAAGUCAGAUGGCUAAAUAACCCUUGAAAUACAUGUAAAUAUCCUGUUCUGAUACUUUUAAAUAUACCCCUGAUUUUUCAUUUUCAUCCAGUAGCCAUAUGAUUUUAGUAACUGUAGUUACAGUCCCAAGUCAGUAUUUGCCAUUCUGAAAUCUGUGUUUACUCAAUAUAAAUUGAACUUACAGGCAGCAAGUUGUUCUGUAGGAAGUUAUACUUGCUACACUAGUGCUCUUGAUUUCUUUAGCUGUUUUUAUUUACACUUUCCAUUGACUUUGAAAAACUGAUUUACUCUAAGACUGACAAUUCAGAGUGUUUCACGUCCUCAUCAGAAUAUCUUUCUUGCUCAAUUCAUUUUUAAAGUUUAUUAUAUAUUUGAUUAAACUAGCCACAGUUUAAUUCUGUAAUAGGUUUAUGAUCAAUAUUAUUUUAUGGAUUACAAAUUGCUUGUGGUAUUUCUGUGUACAGUUCUGAUUCUCUUCAUUGUAAAGGGCAUACGUGAUAGCACACCAACUUAUUUUAAGCAUUUUAUUUAUUUUAAUUAGUAUAAAAUUUUAUCGUGUUAGAAGAAUUGAAAAAGUAAAUACUCAUUUAUUGAAGUAAAUGGGAUUUUGGAGGUUCAUUGAUUAAAAAUGCAUUGAUUAAAAAGUGCAUUUAUUGUAUUUACGUUUUUGAGGUUUAGUGUUCAGCAGUGUAAAAUCUGAGAUGAUGAGAAUUUUAUGUGCAAGUGAAAAGCUUGAUCGAUUACCUGCUGCAGUUUCCAUUGCUAAUAUUUUUUUGCCUUAUGCCUUUGUUUUUUGGCUUAAAUUUCUGAAGUAGUCUUUUUAGAUUCUACCAGCCCUUUCUGGAUGUAUUAUAAAGGCUUUAAUUAGAAUCUGUGCACAUUUCAAACUAGAGCAUACUGUUAGCUUAAUUCUGUUUUGGUAGAUUUGUGAGUUUUACUGUGGACUUCGUGGUAUAAUUCUCAGUGAAUGCAAAGGAGCAGAUUUGGAGGAAGGCAGAGUUCAUCUGGAAGUACCCCUGAGUUGGAAUUCUGGUAUUCUUCAGACGAGUAACAAUGAGAUGAAAGAUAAUUGUAUAUUAUGAAAAUAAACCCAUCAGUUGGAAUAAGAAAAAAUAUUUGAAAAUAAUGCUUAAGUUAUAUGGGCUGUUAGCCAUUCCUAUUACACAUGAUUUAAUAGUUUAUUUUUUUGUUUUCUCCAUUUGACUGAAUUGAUAAGGCAGUUUACUGAAAAUGCAUAAUAGCAUACAGCAGUAUGAAAGAUCCAACCCAAGUUCUCAUGACAAAGGCUCAGUGGAAAAGCAAGUGAGGUCUGCAUUACUAAUCUGACUGUGUAUGACCUCUACAGGGUGAUGCCCAUUUAUCCUUAGAUAACGGCGUAGCUUGUGCCUUAGCUUGAGUAUUUGCUCUUUCAGGAAAUAGCUAUUUUCCCUCUAAUGAAACUGAGAUGCAAUGAAAAUAUGGCAGGCAGUUGCAUUAUUAAAAAAAAACAAACACAACCAGCAAACCACAACAGACCAACUCAUCUGCUCAUCAGUUACUGGCUCUUAGCUGGCUGCUGGUGAAUCUAAGAAGGAAAAUGCUAUUUUGAGCAGUUUACAUAGUGUUAUCCACAAUAAGCUACUUUUGUACCACUCUUCGUAGUAGUAUUUUAUACAUCAUAUUCAGAGCCCCAUGAUUGUUUCCAAAAGUCAGAAGAUGAUUAUAAGCUUCUUAGGUUUUUUAACUCUUCAGUGCCAGAAAUCAGGGUUCCCUGGUGCUAUACAACUUUUAUCUGGCUUCUGCUUUUGAAGGGUUAAAGAACAGCCAGUACUGCAGGAAGCAGGUGUUUUUCUUGUGAAGUUUAAAAACAGCUAAUGAACCACCAAAGCCCACAAGUCUAACUGCAGUAUUUCUUUAAUUCUAAUUCUGUAGAUACUUCCAUCAGUGCCAGAAAUCCCUUGACUUGCAAAGCAGUUUACAGUGACCUUUAGUUCCAGUGUUCUUUGUUAGUAGCGUGUCCUAGCUUGCACUUUUUCCCCCAUGUGAAUAGAAGACAACGUGGUAUUGAGUGCAUAAAAACCCAUGGAUAACGUAUGGUUAAUAACUUACUGCUCACUGUGUACCACUUUUGCUUUAAAUUUGUGCGUAGUUGAAGUAAAGCUAAGAUUAUCGCGGACUGUAUAUUGAUAAGUUUUGCCUUAAUGGGUGUCAAAGAGCAGUGAUAAUAACUGUGCACUGAUUCUUUCAUAGGGGUUAAGCCGUAUAAAAAUUAAGCCAAUACGUUUCCAUUCCAGCAGUUAGAGGUAAAUGAACAGUCCUGCACUUUUUUUUUUAGAUGCCUUGGUUUCCCGGAAUGGAGCUUAGUGCUACUGUGUAUCUGGCUGCAGAGCCGCCUCAGGAAGUCCCCAGUCUUCUUUUUUUUUUGGUUUGUUUUGUUUUCCCUUUUUCUAAUUUAUUUAUAAAUAUGAAUGUUUACAUGAAGUGUGGGUCUUAAUUUUGACCACUCCAUUUAAAUUAUCAUCUAAAAUAUUUCACUUAAAAUGCAGUCUUUUGUUUAAAUUAAACUCUACAAAACUCCUUCUCAGUACUUCUCACGUAUUACAAUGACAUGCUUUCAUUCUGUUUACAUAUGCCCAAGUUAAUUAUACCUUCCUAGAUGAAUUUUGCAGCUACGACAGAAUAUGUUGUUGUUUAGGGAAAUGUUCCAAAUUGCCAAGUUAGACAUGGUAAGGUCGCUAGGAUAGAAUUCAAUGCCCUGUUGGGGUUUUUCAACCAAAUGUACAGGCCAUUUUUUUUUUUUUUCUUCUGUGAGUAAUGAAAGUUUUCCCAUAACUUUUCAUUUGCUUCACUUGCAUCUUUGUCUUUAUGUGGUAGUUUCCUGCCUCGUGUCAGGCAGGUUCAGCUUCUGUAAAAUACACCUGUGACAAACCUGUGGUGUCCUGUCACAGUGUCUGCACAGUUUUAAAGGAUUGUCUUGUACAUAUGUUCUGUAAAUCUAAGAUAAGUGACUCAUGAUUUUCAGUUCACAGUGUAGCCUCUUAGAUGAGCAUCACAAUGAUUUUAGUUUUCCUUUUGCUUUCUGUGAUUAGUAAUGUUUUAAUUACUCAUUUAGGUAAAAUUUAUUAUAAAGUACAGUACGAACGUGUGAAAUACUUUGUUGAUACCAACUAAUUUAUUUUACAGCAAAUUUUAAGACUAGAAGCACACAGCUUUGAGUCAGUGUAAGACUAGUGCUAUGAAUACAAAGCAAAUUGCUUAGAAUUUUAAGUCUGUUUUAUUCUAUAACUUUUUUUUUAGGGAGAACUUACAGGAACUUCUUAGUUGGCAUUGAAGUUAAUCUAAAAGACAUUUUCGUACGGAAUUUAGUAUAGUGAGUUUGACAGCCAGUCCUUUUCUACUCCACAACGCUGGGGCGAGGCACACCCUUUGCAAUACAGCCCCUCUGCUGCGGCUGCUCCGCGCAGCGCUGUCUUCCGAGGUUCAGCACCCGCAGCUGAGCCGCGCUCUGACCUCAGUGCCGCUGGUCGGAGGUGCCAUCACACGCCGUACGGUCCCGCUUUGUACGACCGCUUUUCUAACGGCAGCGACGCUUUCGUACUUUGUAACGGAAUCCCAAAUGUAGAAGCGAUCUUCGGUUUGUACAGAGAACACCGAUCUCAGACUCAGUCUUCAAUGUGAAAGAUCCAGCCUUCGUUGUUUUUAAUUACUGGUAGAAUAAAAUUAUCUUUUGUAACGUUUCAGAAAGUUGGCAAAAGCAAUAAAAAUCUACUGGACAAUA
Lagopus leucura (white-tailed ptarmigan) is the source of this 9085-nucleotide messenger RNA. RefSeq names its product solute carrier family 4 member 7 (gene SLC4A7). The transcript is spliced from 21 exons. Gene Ontology annotation, cellular component: plasma membrane; basolateral plasma membrane; apical plasma membrane. Gene Ontology annotation, molecular function: sodium:bicarbonate symporter activity; monoatomic anion transmembrane transporter activity; solute:inorganic anion antiporter activity. The record is from RefSeq and is a predicted model, not a curated record. Gene Ontology annotation, biological process: bicarbonate transport; transmembrane transport; regulation of intracellular pH. Lineage: Eukaryota; Metazoa; Chordata; Aves; Galliformes; Phasianidae. Bases 1782 to 4787 code for a protein of 1001 amino acids.